Paramuricea clavata is the source of this 1760-nucleotide messenger RNA. The record is from the annotation of a GenBank genome assembly. Lineage: Eukaryota; Metazoa; Cnidaria; Anthozoa; Malacalcyonacea; Plexauridae.
AUGGCGACCGAUGCAUAUUUUGAUGAUAUUAAAAGUCUCAAAGCAGGACAAAUGUUAAACUGCGAAAUAAUUCAAUCGCUUGCAGAGUCUGUUCAUGAUUUAGCGUCUGUAAUUUCUCGAGUGAAAGGAAAUGAAGUAAAGAAUAACAGUAAUUUUAGUAAAAACACAGAAAAAUCUGAUGUUAAGCAGUCUCAGUAUGCAAAUUUUGCUAAUACUAAAAGUUCCUUUGUCUUGGAAGAAUUGACGGAUUCGCCUAUGAACAAUAACAAUAACAAUAACAAUGAUCGCAUUUCGCCUAUGAAAGAAAACGUUCCUGAAUCUAAUGAUAACGAUAUGUCCUACAUCAAUUUAAUAUCGCUUAUGAACAAUAACAAUAACAAUGAUCGCAUUUCGCUUAUGAAAGGGAACGUUCCUGAAUCUAAUGAUAAUGAUAUGUCCCACAUUAAUUUAAAUGAGUUAAGUACUGGCGCAAGUAAAGAUGGAAGUAUUGAUGAACAAUCCAGAUCUCCAAGAACCUAUGCUCAAGUGGCAAAAUCUCAUCCCUCUGUUAACAGGAGUAAUGGCAAACCCAGUACGGAUAAUACAGACAAUAUUAUGCAAGUCCCUGCAGCUCGGAAAAUGAAUGAACGAAUUGAUGAUAGUGAUGGGUUUAUUGGGGUUAAACGAAAGCGAAAUAGAAUUAAAAAGUUCUUCUUGUCCGGGAUUGCUGAGAAUGUUAAAGAUCAGGAUAUUCUAUGCUAUUUGGAAAAGCGAAAGGUAAUACCAACUUACUUAUUUCUAUUUAAAAGUAAACGGAAAGGUUCAAUUUCUGCUAAACUUCAUGUCCAAGCAAAUGUAUGCCCCUUGAUUGAAAACGAAACCUUCUGGCCCAAGUUUGUGAAAUGCAAACCGUGGAAACUAGCAUCUACUGAUGGUAGAAACGACAGCCCCCCAGAGGGAAUCCUUUCAACGUAUGUAUAAUGGCUCAAAUUCCCAUCAGAAUGUCUCCGCGAUGGCAAAGGAUUAGGCAGAUGAGGCGUAAUCCUCAAAAUACAAUAUCUGUAAACAUUUCGCAUGCAGUCAACCCAAACAUCGUAAUGAACAACCAAAAACAUUCAUUUAACAAAAUAAAGUUAUCUCAUCUCAACGUGCAGUCAGUUAGAAACAGAAAUCAUUUAAUUCAAGUACGAGAACUUGUCGUUGACGAGAAAAUAGAUAUCUUGGCAUUAUCAGAGACAUGGCUAAAUACGUCCACGACUAAUGCCGAGGUAAAAAUUCAGGAAUACAACAUAUACAGACUUGAUCGUAAGCACAAAAAGGGUGGCGGCGUAUGUAUUUACGUCCGUAAUGACUUCAAAACAAAAGUUUUGAAAAAUCUCUCGUAUAUUUCUCCAGUAGGUUUCCAUCAACUUUGGUUACAAGUGCAAGUGAAUAAAAACAAAUCUAUGAUUGUUUGCGUUACUUAUAGACCACCUGACUGCCCGGUUACAUGUAUACGGGAUGAACUUAAACCUAAAUUCAUUGAGGCUUUGUUACUGGGAAAAGAGAUCAUUAUUUUGGGCGAUAUGAAUUGCAAUCUCCUUAAAACAUCUUGUUAUGAGUCUAAAAUAUUAUUAGAUACUUGCUCCGAACUACACCUGACCCAACUUAUUAAAGAUUCAACGAGAAUUACAUCUCAAACAAGUUCAUUACUUGACGUUAUUAUGAUUUCGUCCUCCUCUAAAGUUAAAAGUAGCGGGGUUGUUGACAUUGGUAUUAGCGAUCAUUCUAUGAUAUACUGA